Rhipicephalus sanguineus (brown dog tick) is the source of this 1667-nucleotide messenger RNA. RefSeq names its product arylsulfatase B-like. Bases 1 to 1419 code for a protein of 472 amino acids. The record is from RefSeq and is a predicted model, not a curated record. Lineage: Eukaryota; Metazoa; Arthropoda; Arachnida; Ixodida; Ixodidae. The transcript has 8 exons.
AUGGCCAUCCCGUAUGUACCCGGAACAAGUGAGACCAUCGCCCGCAUCAUGCGCAUGUACGACGUCGAAAUAGCGCAUGUUCCAGCUCGGAAGCUAAGGAACGCCCUAGUCAACGCAAAAGACAAGUUGCCGAGCGAAAAUUUCCCGGGUGUUGUUUACGAGGUUGCCAUGAUUCUGACAAGCAAUACAUUGUGGCACUUGGGUUACUUACAAGACGAGUACACCCCGACGUACCGAGGCUUCGACAGCUUCUACGGCUACUACAACGGCGAGGAGGACUACUACAACCACACCAUCAGAGAGGGUGAGCACUUUGGUUUGGACUUCUGGGAAGGUGUCGGCAGUUCAACCAACGACAGCGGCCGCUAUUCCACGACGCUGUUCACGGACAAGGCGGUGAAUCUGAUCAAGGCUCACAACGCAUCCGAGCCUUUCUUCAUGUACCUGAGCCACCAGGCGCCACACGGAGGUGUCGAAGUUCCGCUGGCGGCGCCCAAGGAGAACAUCGACAAGUUCUCGUACAUCGGAGAGGAGAACCGCACCGUGUACGCCGCCAUGGUGGACGUGCUGGACGAGUCGGUGGGCGCGGUGGUCGAGGCCCUCCAGGAGGCAGGUAUGCUGGAAAACACGGUACUCGUGUUCAGCAGCGACAACGGCGGUGCUCCGUUGGGACUCCACGCCAGCCGCGGCUGCAACUGGCCCCUGCGCGGCUCCAAGGGCACCCUGUGGGAGGGCGCCUCCAGGGCUGCCGCCUUCCUCUGGUCGCCGCUGCUCGACUCCCGGGGCAGGGUGUCCCAGCAGCUCAUGCACGUCGCCGACUGGCUGCCCACUCUCUACACAGCCGCCGGCGGUGAUGCAGCCAGUCUGGAGCACCUGGACGGCAUCGACAUGUGGCGGCACCUGUCGGAGGAUCUUCCGUCCCCGCGCACCGAUAUCCUGUACAACAUCGACCCUGUGAGCAACACGGCAGCGCUGCGACACGGUGACUACAAGAUUGUGCUGGGGGCGUCUUCCGCGGGCAGAUCCAAUGAACGCACUCCGAUUCCCGGUAGUCCAAGGUCCGACGAAGACCUAGACGAACUGACGUCACGCUCCAAGGCAGCCAAUGCCCUGCGACUUCUCUACAACAACGACAGCCUCAUCGGGGCGUCUGCCCAGUGGCGCCGGCAGGCUUCAAUGCAGUGCUACGAAUCAAGUGAACCUUCCAACUUCGAGGGCAGCACACCGCCCUACCUAUUCGACGUGGCCAAAGACCCUUGCGAACUGCACAACCUUGCGGACACCGAGACAGAGCUGCUGGCAUCGCUGAAGCGAAAGCUGGAAGAGUACGAAGUAACUUCCAUGUCACCAAGGCUGAGACCGGUCGAUCCGAAAGCCUUUCCCGAACUGCACGGUGGCUUGUGGGCUCCCUGGGAGUAACGAUCCCGGUUUUCCUGUCUUUCCUGCUCCCAGGAGUACAGUUGUUUUGGCAGUGUUUGCGCUUAGUGUAAACCCUUGCAUAUAGGAUUCACCGCGGGCUAUCCAAAACAAUUUCUCCAGUUAAUUAAUUGUCGUCACGUCAACAUCACCAUCGGUUCAUCAUUUAACAAUGUAUCAGCAAUAAUGUACAACUUCCAACGUUUACGGUUUCGACUGACAGUUGGACUUAACUAUACUACAGUCAAUUA